GGUUUAUAUAAAAGUCUUUAUUGCUAUAAAAACAAUUAAAUAAAUAGAUGUUCUUAUUCAAACUACGAGCCAAGUGCUUUCCUUCAUCAUCUGACAUAUAUUUUCAAACCGACCGAAACAAACAAGAGGUAUAAUAUGUUGUGGAUAAUAUGUUUAUUUUUGCUGACGCUCCUCUUGUUAUUGAUGAAAUGGAAAAACAGAAAGUUUGCAAAAAUAGCGCAACAGCUGCCUGAACCAAGUUUCACGAAACUGCCGAUUCUGGGACACGCUGCCAGUGUUUGGGGAGAUAAUGAAGAUCUGAUGAGAAGCCUUGAACAACUGGGUCGGGAUGCUCUGGCCAAUGGCGGUAUUGUUAGCGCGUGGUUAGUCAGCAAGUUAGUCAUUGCGGUGGCGGAUCCUGAUAUGGUGGAGAUGGUGAUGAAGGGUUGUCUCGAGAAGGAUGAUCUGUACAAAGUAGUUCGAGAGCUAAUCGGAUAUGGCAGUAUAUUUGCCCCUGUAUCAAUUUGGCGCCCGCGACGCAAGAUCUUAGCUCCAAUAUUCGCGCCGAAGACCCUCAAUAGUUUUAUCCCCAUUUUCUCCAAGCAGAGCGACAUUUUGUUGGACAAGCUGCAAGGUGAUGUGGACAACGGCGACGUUUCCAUCUUCGAUAAGGUCACGGGAUACUCUAUGGAUUCCGUCUGUGAAACUACACUGGGCACUGAGGUAAACUCACAAAGCCAGCCGCAGCAUCCAGUGCCCCGAUCCUUCGCCUUGUUCUGCAAGCUGGCUGCUCUUCGAAUGGUGCGACCUUGGUUUCACUCUGACUCUAUUUACAAAUGGUCGUCUGACUACCCUCAGUUCAAGAGUUCGGCCGAAGUAUUGAAGCAGUUUGUCAGAAAGAUCAUUAUAUCUAGAAGAGAAAAUUUAAGGAAGAGUGACCCAAUUCAGAAAGUAAUCAAGGUCCAAAGCUUACUGGACCUGCUGAUCACAUCGGAAGGCGGUAAGGGUUUCUCAGACUUGGAGCUGCAGGAGGAGACGCUGGUGGUGGUGCUAGCCGGGACGGACACGUCUGCUGUCGGGGCCUCCUUCGCAGCCCUGCUGAUGGCCAAACAUCCUAAAGUACAGGAGAAAGUAUAUAAUGAAGUGAUCGAUAUACUUGGAGACAAACCGGUUCAAGCGGAAGAUUUGCUGAAGCUGAAAUAUUUAGAAGCAGUUUUGAAAGAGAGCCUGAGACUGUAUCCUCCAGUGUGCCUGGUCAUGAGGAACCCGACUCAAGAUUUUACACUCGCUCCAGGUGUGACCUUAGUUCCUGGCCUGACCGUUCUUAUCCACAUCAGGGCUCUCCACCGCAACAUGAAGUACUGGGGUGGCGACGCAGACACCUUCAGACCUGAACGAUUUCUCGAAGAUCCUCCAACUCAUCCAUUCGCUUACAUACCAUUCGGUAAAGGAUCCAGAAUGUGUCUCGGUGCGGAGUACGCCAUGAUGUCAAUGAAGACAGUGCUAGCGUCGCUGGUGCGGCGGUACCGGCUGCUGCCCCCCACUGCCGGGUUCGGAUCUGGGGAGCUGCCAACUCGUUGUGAGAUCAUGUUGAAACAUGUCGGUAACUUCCAACUGCAGCUUCAGUUGAGAAAAUGAUUAUGAUUGGUGAACGAACAAUGAUG
Molecule: messenger RNA, 1643 nt
Organism: Amyelois transitella
Lineage: Eukaryota; Metazoa; Arthropoda; Insecta; Lepidoptera; Pyralidae
Product: cytochrome P450 4C1
Exons: 10
Coding region: 136-1617 (493 amino acids)
Molecular function (GO): oxidoreductase activity, acting on paired donors, with incorporation or reduction of molecular oxygen; iron ion binding; heme binding
Source: RefSeq, a predicted model, not a curated record